Molecule: messenger RNA, 1974 nt
Organism: Ornithodoros turicata
Lineage: Eukaryota; Metazoa; Arthropoda; Arachnida; Ixodida; Argasidae
Exons: 1
Coding region: 1-1974 (657 amino acids)
Molecular function (GO): nucleic acid binding
Source: RefSeq, a predicted model, not a curated record
AUGGAGCGUAUGGUAAAACGACGACUCAUAUGGGCUCUUGAACAACGCCACAUGAUUCCUGACCACAUGUGCGCCUACCGCCGACAUCGGGGAGCGACUGAUGCUCUCAUCCAACUCACCGCAGCAAUACAGCUGGCACUUUCUAAGGACCGUAUCUCUCUUGUCUCGUUCCUCGACGUCAAACAAGCGUUUGAUACCGUUAAACAUGAAGCCAUCACUACACCUCUACAUCAAUCUGGCAUCACAUGCAGGCUCGGUGCCUUCGUACAAGGAUAUCUCGAAAGCCGUACAAUAGCUGUUGCAAUCGAAGGGCAAGUAAGUUCAUCACGUGUUCUCACCCGAGGAGUUCCACAAGGCGGAGUUCUCUCCCCCAUCCUUUUCAAUAUUGCAGUCUCCGACCUUCAUCUCAACGCUCCCGACACUCUUUACACCGCAAAAUAUCUCAUAUAUGCAGACGACAUCUGCCUCCUCUUUCAUGGCAAGCUCAAGCCCUCCCUUCAAGCUUCUGCUCAAGCUACACUAAAUCACAUUUCAAGCUCCCUCGCCACUAAAGGCCUCCGUCUCUCACCGGAAAAAUCAGUAGCCCUCGUCUGCGCCCCCAAGGGAAAACAUAUCCCAAAUAGCUUUCCUGCACUCUCCCUCCAAGGAAUCCCCAUUCCACGUGUGAACAAGACACGCUACCUCGGCAUCAUCUUUCAUUCCCACCUGUCAUGGACCCACCAAGUAGACCACAUGGUACGCAGCUGUCAGCCGCUCCUUAAUGUUCUAAAACUUCUCUGUGGCAAGUCUUGGGGCAAUCAUCCUCGGUCUAUGCUUUCACUGUACAAAGCGCUCAUACUAAGCCACAUGAACUACACUGUUUCCUUCAUUGAUCCCUCUCCCACCAACUGGCAACGCCUAGAACGACUACAUCGAACUGGUCUACGCAUCGCUCUGGGUCUCCCGCGGGCGUCUGACAUCGAGGAAACCUUACUAGAAGCAGAAGAAUUGCCAGUACGCAUUCACGCCGAGAGAUGCCUCUAUGAAGUUCUCGACAGGCUUCGGCUCACUCAGUCAGCCACUUCUGUCAUAAAUAACAUCAAAAGCUGCUUCAACACGAACAUCGGAAAAUUGUGCAAGUUCUACCUCAGAAAAAAUUUCAAACUGCAACCUCCCCAAGGCUAUGAAAAUUCGCCUUCACCGCCCUGGAGAGAUUUCUUCCCUAACACAGUUACCACCAUACGGAGCAUUCAAGGAAAAAAGCAUGCGCCAGCAGUCGUCUCACGUCACAAGGCCCUUGACCACAUUUCUAAUCACUACAGCUGUCACAGUCUCAUCUAUACCGACGGCUCGGUAUCUCAAGACUCUGCCUCUAGCGCCUACUUUGUUCCUUCUAACAACCUGCAGUGGUCUUCAAGACUUGACUCCCACACUAUCUCAUCUACUUCUGCUGAACUAUGUGCCAUCCUACACGCCUCCAUCGCUUCGUCUCUUCAUAAGCUUAAUCAAGUGGUCAUACUCACACAUUCCUCAGCUGCACUUCAUAAGUUAUCGGAUGUUGACAAUCAAUCAGUACUGGUGAAGAGCACCCUACGUGCGUUAGAGCUUGCCCAGAAACAAGAAAUAAACAUUACCCUACAAUGGAUUCCUGAACACGCUGAUAAACUUGCCAGGGCAGCUCACUCUCUACCCUCAAAGCCCUUUCCUAUCCCGCAAGAAUGCCGCCGGAAAACAGCCCUUAUACAGACAUCCAGUUCAGCCACCAGACGCCCACGCCCGCCCCCCUCUGUUGUCAUGCACCUGCAGCAGAGCCACUGCCACUGUCCUUCACCGAAUCCGCACAGGAUACGCCUUCACGCACAGCUGGCUUCAUCGGUUCGGACUUACACCGACACCACUAUGUCGACAGUGCUCUUCAAAUUCGGAAACCAUAAGUCACAUCCUGCUCGAAUGUCCCACCUACAACGAAGCACGCAGACGGCUGCUCAACACUGA